AUAGUAUGACGCUUAAUACUAACCUCACUUUUUCAUAAUACCGAUUACCGGUUGUCGGUAUAUCUAGGUACUAGGUUUAAAUCUUAUAUAAUUUUAGUAGAAGAGGACUACAUGGUACCAUGCCAAAAUUACUUGAAGUCUGUGUUGACAACUUCGAAUCUGCUUUAGCGGCUAUAACUGGUGGAGCUGAUCGAAUCGAACUGUGCUCGUCACUAGUGGAAGGCGGUUUAACACCGACACCAGGACUUCUCCUACAAAUUCAACAAGCCAACAACACAAAAGUUCCGAUUUUCUGCAUGAUACGAUGCCGUCCUUCAAACUUCGUGUACUCUCGCGAAGAAAUCGACAUUAUGCUUGAAGAUGUUAAAAUACUUAAACAGAAAGGCGCGGACGGUUUCGUAUUCGGAGCGCUCUUGGAGAACGGCGACGUAGACAUGAAGAAAUGUCGCGAGAUUCUUAAAGCGUGCUUUCCUCUUCCAGUCACGUUUCACAGGGCGUUUGAUUUUUGCAGGCGGCCUACUAUCGAGGUGGAAGUCAUCAUUGAUUUGGGAUUUACGAGGUUGUUAACUAGUGGGAAACAAAAAAAUGCACAGCUGGGUGUUAAACUAAUUGAGAAACUUUGCGACCAGGUUGCGAAUAGAAUUAUAAUUGUUCCAGCAGGUGGUAUCAAUAAAGAUAAUUUAAAGUAUAUUAUCGAACAGACAGAUGCAAACGAGUAUCAUGGAUCGUUUCGCAAAUUGAAAGAGGAAAGUAAAGAUGAAGAAAGCGAAGUGGUGUUAGGUGAAAAAGAUGCACAAUUACACAUUGCAGAUGAGCAAUUGAUUAGUGAAAUUGUUCAUAUGCUAAAAACUGACUAAUUUAUGUUGUAUCAGUAUCUAUUUUUUCAUGUUGUAUUUGAAAGACAUAAUGUGUGUACUUUCAUGUUGGGAAUGCUCUAAGUACAAUGUACGUCUCUGUGCUCAUUAAAGAAGUAUUUUAUUGA
This is a messenger RNA of Photinus pyralis (common eastern firefly), 982 nucleotides long. RefSeq names its product copper homeostasis protein cutC homolog. The transcript has a single exon. The record is from RefSeq and is a predicted model, not a curated record. Gene Ontology annotation, molecular function: copper ion binding. Bases 120 to 857 code for a protein of 245 amino acids. NCBI's taxonomy places the organism in Eukaryota, Metazoa, Arthropoda, Insecta, Coleoptera, Lampyridae.